AUGGCUACGAAUGCCACCACGAGUUCGUCCUCGAGGAAUCCACCACUUCGAAAUCUGCAGACAAAGGUGAAGGCGUUGAUGGAGAUGUUUAAGUCCAUAACCACUUUCGCGAGCACUCUGGGGGAGGUUUCUUCAGCCCAACAAAUCCAUGUUCGGCUGGAGAAACUCAACGAAUUGUGGGAUCGAAUCAACGACGCGCUGAUUGAGGUUGAAAUGCACGAGGAAUAUUCAUCGAAGGAGGCCACUUGUUCGAAUAUACGCCAGGACUUCACCACCAAAUAUUACAACGCGAAGGCAUCCAUGUUGGAACGCAUAAAGGAGUUGGAAGUCAAUAGCAGCGUUCUGCAUUCCACCAGAAUCAUGGACUCAUCGAUUCAACCAACCAUCGAGCAUGUAAGGCUACCGCAGAUUAAGCUGCAAACGUUUGACGGCGACAUCGACCAGUGGCUAAGCUUCCGAGACCUGUAUCUAUCCCUGAUCCACACCAAGGCGGACUUACCGGAGGUUGAGAAGUUCCACUACCUCAAGGGCUGUCUCACCGGAGAAGCGAGGGCUCUCAUCGAUCCGCUGGCGCUCACAAGAGCAAAUUAUCAGGUAGCUUGGGACAUCUUAAUGACCAGGUACAACGACAGCAAGGUGUUGAAGCGCAGGCAGAUUGGGAACCUGUUCAAAUUACCCAAGGUGACUAAGGAGUCGGCCGUGGAUAUCCAGACACUACUGGAAGGGUUCGAACGCGUCGUGCAGACCCUGGACCAGUUAGUCAAACCAGAGGAGUACAAGGACCUGCUGUUGUUGGAAAUGCUGUGCUCCAGGUUGGACCCAACCACUCGUCGAGCAUGGGAAGAACAUAGCGCUAAUCAAGAGCAGGACAAGGUAGCAGAUCUUACUCAGUUCCUCCAAACUCGCGUGAAGAUCCUUGCAUCGCUCCCGUCUAAGGCGCACGAGAAUAAACCGGAAGUUUUUCAAUGGCAGAAGAAAAACAGCGCUCCCAGAACGAGCCACAGCGCAACCCAGAUGAUGGCCGGAAGUUGCAUCGCUUGUCCAGAAUCCCAUUUGCUGUACACAUGCCCUACGUUCCUGAGGUUGAGCGCUUCCGCUCGAGACAAGCUGCUGCGACAAAACUCCCUCUGCAGAAACUGCUUUCGGCGUGGCCACCAAGAUUCGGAUUGCAGAUCGAACCAAGUUUGUCGCAGAUGCAGAGGAAAACACCACACCCUAGUCUGCUUUCGAGACGAUGGCGGAAACACCAAUAAUCGCGUCGUACAAACCUUUACACCCGCUCUAAAUCCCAACCAAACCACACCUGCAGCCAACUCGGGGUCAGUUUCUUCAAACAUGGCCAGGAAUCAUUCGUCAACAGUGCUGCUAGCUACAGCGGUCGUCUUAGUGGAAGACGACACAGGCAAGGUUUUCCAAGCGCGGGCUCUACUGGACUCGGGCUCGGAGUGCAAUUUCAUGACAGAGGGGCUCUGUCAACGUAUGAAGGUAUCUCGUAGGCGUUCGAACAUUUCCGUCCUUGGGAUUGGCCAAUCUAACACCAGCGUCAAACAUCAAGUGUCAGCGGUUAUUAGGUCAAGAAUGUCAAACUUUUCUCGGUCGAUGGAUUUCCUUCUACUACCAAAGGUCACAGCGGAUCUACCUACUACCAGUGUGGCGGUUUCCUCUUGGCAGUUUCCACAAGGUGUGGAGCUAGCCGAUCCGGCAUUUUUUAAAUCGCAAUCCUUGGACAUGGUGCUAGGAAUACAGCACUUCUUCUCAUUUUUCCCGAGCCACGCUAAAAUUCCGUUAGGAGAAGGAUUACCAAUGCUGAUAGAAUCAGUAUUCGGUUGGUUGGUAACAGGAUCCGUGGAGAAUCAAGGUUCUACUUCCCGCAUAGCUUGCAAUACGGCUGCAAAGAUAGAUUUGGAUGAACUUCUCACUCGUUUUUGGUCCUGUGAAGAGAUAGGGUCUCUGAACAAUUAUUCCCCGGAAGAACAACGCUGCGAGGCGCAGUUUGUUCUAACCAAGUGCAGAAGUUCCGAUGGGCGAUACACCGUUGCGUUACCAAAGAACGAAAAGAUAUUGGCAAACAUUGGCGAGUCACGGGAGAUGGCUUUUCGUCGACUGCAAUCCCUGGAACGUAGACUGGAAAAGGAGCCAGAACUACGUAAACAAUACCACGGUUUCAUGGAGGAAUACUUGGAGCUUGGACACAUGCGCAGGGCGGAUGUGGGUCCAGAAAAGCGGUUUUACCUUCCCCAUCAUCCAGUUAUCAAGCAGGCUAGCACAACCACAAAGGUACGAGUCGUGUUCGACGCAUCGGCUAAAAGUAGCAGUGGCAUAUCCCUCAACGAGGCGUUAUUGGUUGGACCCGUAAUCCAGGACGAGCUUCGUGCUCUCAUUAUGCGUAGUCGGAUGAAACAAAUCAUGGUGGUAGCAGAUAUCGAGAAGAUGUUCAGACAGAUCGGAAUUCAUGAAGCGGAUAUGCCCUGGCAAAGCAUUCUGUGGAGAGCUGACCCUAACAAGGAAGUUGAAACCUUUGAAUUGGCCACCGUUACGUAUGGUACGAAACCGGCGCCAUUCUUAGCAACCAGAACGUUGAAACAACUAGCCAUCGACGAGCAUCAUCGAUUCCCAGCGGCAUCCAAGGCAUUGGAGGAGGACGUUUAUAUGGACGAUGUAAUAACCGGUACGGAUCUAGAAGAAGAUGCUGUCAAGUUGUGUGUGGAUCUCAUCAAGUUGACGAGUAGCGGAGGUUUUCGUCUAAGGAAGUUCGCAUCCAAUUCAGCUGCGGCCCUCAGAGAGGUGGAUUCCGAAGAUCUGGCCCUACAACAAACCGAAGAGAUAAAUCUAGAUCCUGAUCCAGCAGUAAAGACCCUCGGAUUGGUUUGGCUCCCACGCACCGAUUACUUUCGGUUCAAUUUCAACAUUGAAAAAGUUCCCAUGGACGAGCGAUUAUCCAAACGAAAAAUCCUGUCAGCCAUAGCUAUGCUUUUCGAUCCCCUGGGACUGGUAGGAGCGGUAACAGCUAGUGCGAAAAUCUUCAUGCAGCGUUUGUGGCGACUACAAGAAGACGGUAACAGAUUAGACUGGGAUCAUCCUGUACCGGUUAACGUAGAACAAGAGUGGCGAAAUUUCUACGAUCAAUUACCUACCCUGAACGCUUUAAAGAUUCAACGUUGUGCUAUCAUUCCCAAUGCAAUUAAGGUGGAAUUGCAUUUCUUUUCGGAUGCAUCGGAGCGCGCGUAUGGGGCGUGCGCAUAUAUUAGGAGCGUCGACGUAGAUCGAAAAUCCUACGUAUGUCUACUAGCAUCGAAAUCCAAGGUGGCACCGCUAAAAUGUCAAUCUAUUCCAAGACUGGAGCUUUGCGGAGCACUUUUGUCGGCGGAAUUAUCCAGCAAGGUACAGGCAGCGGUGAAGAUGCAGGUUGACAUGCAUUUCUGGACGGAUUCAACGUGUGUCCUUCAAUGGUUGAAGGCAAUCCCGGCGACAUGGUCGACAUUCGUAGCUAACCGUGUUGCGAAAAUACAAACACUUACCGAAACCUAUCCUUGGAGACAUGUUCCUGGCCUGCAGAAUCCAGCAGACCUCAUCUCACGUGGUAUGGACCCAGAGAAGAUUGAGGAAUGCGACCUUUGGUGGAAAGGCCCUGAAUGGUUAGGGCAAAAUCAUUUCCCGGAGCAGCCAAGAACCCUGGAGUCACCAAUAGCUGAAGAGGAAGUUCGUCGUUCUGCACACCCAGCUACCAGUUGCGUAGCACAUUUUGGUGAGGAGUAUGUGCAAAAAUUUUCGUCCUUCACUAAGCUCAUACGUUGUACCGCAUACUGGAUGCGACUCAUGCGAAUACUCAGAAAUUCCGAGGACAACCGUAGCAGUUUGCUGACAGUAGAGGAGUUGAGAGAAGCAGAGUUUGCAAUUAUCCGCCGUAUCCAACAAGAGUCAUUUCCUACUGAGUGGAAGGCUCUAACCAAGCACGAAGCUGUUCAUCGCAGUUCACCAUUAAGAUGGUUUACCCCACAAAUAUCGUCGGACGGACUGAUUCGUGUUGGAGGAAGAUUGGCACGUGUCACAGUAGCUCGAGCAUUUUCAAAAACCGGCGUCGACUACUUUGGACCGGUAUAUGUUCGUCUAGCUCCCAGAAGACCAGCGGUCAAGGCAUAUGUGUCGGUGUUUAUCUGCCUUUGUACGAAAGCGGUUCACCUAGAGCUGGUAUCCGACUUGUCAACAGAUCGCUUCCUUCAAGCAUUACGACGGUUUAUUGGAAGAAGAGGAUACUGCUCCGACAUGUAUUCGGAUAAUGGAACGAACUUCGUAGGGGCUCGUAAUUAUCUUCGAGAGCUACUCAGGUUGCUUCGUAGCGAUGAACAUAAAGAAGCGGUUUCUAAGGAGUGUGCCAACAACAAUAUCCAGUGGCACUUCAUACCACCAGCAGCACCUCAUUUCGGCGGACUUUGGGAGGCAGCAGUCAGAUCAGCCAAAAAGCACAUCUUGAAAGUUCUAGGAGAAAAUCCAAUUCCAUUCGAGGACAUGACUACACUCUUGGUACAAGUGGAAAAUUGCCUCAACUCGAGGCCCAUUACCACUUUAACAGAUGAUCCUGAUAACCUCGAACCACUAACACCAGGACAUUUUCUUAUUGGCGAACCAUUGCAACAGCUGCCUGAGAGAAGUUACCUCGAAAUACCCAUGCAUAGAUUAAAUCGAAGCCAAACCUUGCAGAAGAAGCUUCAGCACUUUUGGGAUCGUUGGAGAGUGGAGUAUUUGACACAACUUCAAGGGCGGUUCAAAAGGUGGAAGAAACCGAUCGAUAUCAAGGUUGGACAGUUGGUAAUUAUCAAGGAGGAAAAUUUGCCACCUAGCCGUUGGAAGAUGGGCAGAGUUGAACAAGUUCAUCCAGGGUCAGAUGGAGUCGUCAGGGUCGUCACUUUGAAGACUGCAACGGGACCUUCUACGCGUCCGGUUGAAAAGCUGUGUUUUUUGCCUUCAGCAUCUCAACCAGAUUCCAAUCAAGCCAGUUCCUCGGAGAUUCAGAAAGAUCAGUAG
Uranotaenia lowii is the source of this 5022-nucleotide messenger RNA. RefSeq lists its product as uncharacterized. Gene Ontology annotation, molecular function: nucleic acid binding. NCBI's taxonomy places the organism in Eukaryota, Metazoa, Arthropoda, Insecta, Diptera, Culicidae. The coding region runs from base 1 to 5022 and encodes 1673 amino acids. The record is from RefSeq and is a predicted model, not a curated record. Gene Ontology annotation, biological process: DNA integration. The transcript is spliced from 2 exons.